Messenger RNA from Papaver somniferum (opium poppy), 2189 nucleotides. Its product is annotated as arogenate dehydratase/prephenate dehydratase 1, chloroplastic-like. Gene Ontology annotation, cellular component: chloroplast; cytoplasm. The coding region runs from base 469 to 1665 and encodes 398 amino acids. The transcript has 11 exons. NCBI's taxonomy places the organism in Eukaryota, Viridiplantae, Streptophyta, Magnoliopsida, Ranunculales, Papaveraceae. Gene Ontology annotation, biological process: L-phenylalanine biosynthetic process. The record is from RefSeq and is a predicted model, not a curated record. Gene Ontology annotation, molecular function: prephenate dehydratase activity; arogenate dehydratase activity.
UCCAGAAGUGAUUAUUUGACAAGACUAACUAACUGUCUUUAGGUUCAAAUCCAACGGGUCAUACUCCAACACGUGUGUAUUGACAAAUAUCUUCUAUCUUCACCAUCUCCAUCCGAAAGUUAUAGUAAAACUAACUAAUAUUAGUCUUCUUCACUUUUCAUCUGUGUCAGAAGAAGACUCAGAACGUGUAUCCAACGAUCAGCUCAACUACUCUCUCUUUCUUCUUCUUCUUCUUUCUCUCUUCUUAGUGCAUUCAUUCCUUUUCUCCAGCUGUGUUGUCCCAGUCUCUAAUAAGAAGGGGGAAAAUACCAUUUCUGAUUAUUAUUUUUCUUCACUAAAUUGGUGGGGUUCACCACACACCAAUUCUUCGUAUUCCUAGUAAAUGCAGUUCUGGGUUCUUCAGAAAUGCUCCAAGAACAUUUACUACAGUGUGUUCGGAUCAGCUUCUGAAACCAACAGUCUGUUCUAAUGGCUGUUCCUAGUUGGGUUGUCGGUGCUCCUCAAUUGGGUUUGAGUAGGAGAGAUUUGGUUUCUCCCAAAUAUCCUGCGUUUGGUUUCAGCUAUAAAAACACAAAUGCUGAAAAUUUUCGUAAAUGGGAAUGUUUUAGUGUUUUGGGAAGUUUAUGUGUUCAAAAUUUUCAGAGGGGUUUAACAGCUAUAGAGGAGGAUAGUUCAUCAUCGAUGUCAGAUAUUUGUCAAGAAGAGUGUGUUAAACGUGAGGAAUUACAGAAGAGCUUCACUUCUCUCCCAAGAGCACUGUCUGUAAGCAAUCUUUCCGCAUCUGCCGGUGAUGGUUCGAAGGAGCGGGUAGCAUAUAAGGGGGUACCAGGAGCAUUCAGUGAAGUCGCUGCCCUUAAAGCAUACCCUAAAUGUGAGGCUGUUCCUUGUGAUGAUUUUGAAGCAGCGUUCAAGGCAGUUGAGCUGUGGCUGGUCAACAAGGCAAUACUUCCUAUUGAGAGUUCUAUAGGUGGAAGUGUACAUCGAAAUUAUGAUUUACUCCUUCGUCAUAGGCUGCACAUUGUGGGUGAGAUACAGUUAGUUGUCAAUCACUGCCUCAUGGCACUACCUGGUGUGAGAAAAGAAGAGCUCCACCGUGUUUUAAGUCAUCCCCAGGCACUCACUCAAUGCGAAAUCAGCUUGGGUAAGUUGGGAGUUGUCAAAGAAGGUGUAGAUUCCACAGCUGGUGCAGCUCAAUUUGUGGCCUCAAAUUCCCUAAGGGAUACUGGAGCUGUUGCUAGUUCUAGAGCUGCACAACUGUAUGGGCUUGAUAUACUCGCAGAAAAAAUCCAGGAUGACUCAGAUAAUGUCACACGUUUUCUGAUACUUGCGAGGGAGCCUAUAUUUCCAAUAACUGGCAGACCCUUUAAGACAAGCAUUGUCUUCACUUUAGAAGAAGGCCCUGGAAUACUAUUUAAAGCUCUAGCAGUUUUUGCUAUGAGGGACAUUAAUUUGACAAAGAUAGAGAGCAGACCACAGAGAAAUCGACCUUUACGGGUUGUUAAUGACUCAAAAAAUGCGGGUGCGAAGUAUUUCGACUACCUUUUCUAUAUUGAUUUUGAAGCUUCAAUGUCAGAGCCUCGCGCACAACAUGCUUUGGGACAUUUGCAGGAAAUUGCAACGUUUCUUCAGGUUCUCGGUUGUUAUCCCAUGGAUGUGUCUCUGUAAAUGUGGUUCUCCAGAUGUAUCUUCUCGUAUCAUUAUGCUUUGCAGAAACAGGAUGCCACUUGCUCAAUCAAUUCUACCAUCGAUACCCUUUGUUGCCGCAUUGCUAUCUCGAAGCCUCAUUGUUGCAUGUUUAAUACUUCUGAUAAAUCGAAACUAUCUUUCAUCAGUCAUGAGGUCUCUGUGGUAAACUGCAGCCACAUACAAUAUAAACGAAAAAUCUGUUUGAGCAAUUAUUACCAAGGAUGUACAUCUAUGUGGUUGCUUGAAGAGUCAACAGGUUUCGAAGGUACAAAAACUUAGAUCGGUGGCGUAAGAGUCCGGAAAGGUUAAGGUUUCUCUCCACCAAGUUACAUUUGUUGAUUCUUCUAUUCAUUUGUUCAUUCUCUCGGGUUUAUUACAUAAGUAAACUUCAUGUAACAUAUUUUAUUUUUUCCGAUCAGUAGCUAAGUUAAAAUAAUUGACGAAAUUGUUAUGAACUCUUUUCAGAACGAGUAACUGUUGAUUCUUCUAUCAGAUUUACAGCA